AUGGCUGAUAUUGUCCAUCGUGAUCAUCCCAAAGUAUAUACUUAUGUAUUUCGACAUUCCGAUGAAACCAAAACAAAACUUAUUUUUACUGAGAUAUAUGCUGAUGAACAGGUAUUUCUCGACCAUGGACGUGAUGCCGAAUUCGGUAAACUUUUACAACAAGGUUUCAAUACUACAACAGGUAAAAGCCGGAAAGAAUUGUGCAUUCGAAGUGAUAUUAAUAGUCCCUUAUCGCAAAUAACUACCAGUAUACUCGAUAAUUAUUUACAUGCUACUUAUAUUCCUCUUCAACAAGGGUUUUUUCAUCGAAAUUUAAUUGACCAAAGUGAAGUGGAUCUUCUGAUUGUAUGUACUGGGUGUGGUCAAAAUGUUUAUGAAGAGUUGGACGCACUUGCUAGUUGUGUCACGUGUGUCACAUUUGAAGAAUUCGAUGGGAAUAGACAAUUAAUUGCUGUUAUCACGAAUAUUUCAAGUGAAAAACGAUCGAUGAAAGAUGAGAAACCAUCGAUUGAUGCAAUCGAAAUAGUUUGUUCGCAUGAAGAAACCAUUCGAAAAUUCAAAGAUAUUAUUGAUAAUUAUUUUCAAGUUCAAUCAAUACAUAUUCAAAGAAGUUUCAGUGGUUAUAUUCGUCAUAAAUCUUCGCCAUAA
Molecule: messenger RNA, 648 nt
Organism: Rotaria sp. Silwood2
Lineage: Eukaryota; Metazoa; Rotifera; Eurotatoria; Philodinida; Philodinidae
Source: the annotation of a GenBank genome assembly